AUGGUCAAAGGAAUCGAUCCCUCUCAGGCUGCGUACUCGUAUUCCCCAGCCAAAAACCCGGAGCGCGCUAACGACAGUGCAGCGCCUCUAUCAUCGCUGGACGAGAUACUGCGAGGCCGGAUGAGCCAGAAUCUAUGGAUGGUAGCAAAACCAGUGGCCCUAAUUCUGGCACCCCCGCUGAUCUCCUCCACCACGCGCUCCGCUUAUAACCCGCACGUUGCCCCGCUCGAGAUAGGUUUCUCAACCGUUCCAGCUUUCAUGACUCCAAACCUGAACGAUCCACCUCAUAACGCCAGAACAAAGACCCCCCUUCAGCCCCCAAAACCCCCCUUCAGCCCAUCCAAAGCCCGAAUACCUCCGUCGUUCUCACAUUCAUUUAUCCGCUACGAGCACAACCCCACACCCAAUGAUGAGGCCAUUCGGUUAAACCAAGAAGACCUGUUUACGACAAGCCCCGAAAAAACAUCGGGUUUAGUCUGUUAA
This is a messenger RNA of Puccinia triticina, 483 nucleotides long. RefSeq lists its product as uncharacterized. The transcript is spliced from 4 exons. NCBI's taxonomy places the organism in Eukaryota, Fungi, Basidiomycota, Pucciniomycetes, Pucciniales, Pucciniaceae. The coding region runs from base 1 to 483 and encodes 160 amino acids. The record is from RefSeq and is a predicted model, not a curated record.